Messenger RNA from Naegleria lovaniensis, 1017 nucleotides. RefSeq lists its product as uncharacterized. Bases 1 to 1017 code for a protein of 338 amino acids. Lineage: Eukaryota; Heterolobosea; Eutetramitea; Acrasida; Naegleriidae. The transcript has 3 exons. Gene Ontology annotation, molecular function: protein tyrosine phosphatase activity. The record is from RefSeq and is a predicted model, not a curated record. Gene Ontology annotation, biological process: protein dephosphorylation.
AUGAAACACAAACAGCAGUACAUGGGUAGCAGCGUUUCUUCAAAAACAUCAUCAUCCGAUGGUUCUGUUCCGAAUACAUUAUUAGAAACUUCAACAACCAAUGAAGAAGAAAAUGUUGAGCAUCAUCAUGUGAUUAGUAUGGAUCCAACCACUGUAUUGAAAAUUAAAGAAAGUGUUCUCCGCCAUGCAAAACAUUAUUCGCAUCGAGAGUUUUCGGAAUUACGGAAUUUUGAAAAGAGCCUUGAACCUGUUGAUUUUACUAGCGCGUUAAAGCAUCCAAAUAAGAAUAGAUAUGGAAAUGUAUUGGCGAAUGAAUGUACAAGAGUAAUUUUGGAAAAUGAUCCAGAGUAUUAUGUGAAUGCAAAUAAUAUUCAAAUAGGAAAUGAAAUUUUGUAUAUUGCUGGACAAGGACCUCUUCCACAAACAAUUUAUGAUUUUUGGCGAAUGAUUAUUGAAAAGAACGUUUCUGUCAUUCUCAUGCUCAGCAACGUCAUUGAGCAGUCAAGGCCAAAAUGUGCUCAAUACUGGCCAGACACAACAGAAAUUCAUAAACAAACAGAUAUGAAUCAGAAAGAACAACGAGACAUUCUCAUACAAAAUAAUAAGGAAGAGUUUGUCGGUAAUGAAGAUAUUAUUCACAGAUUUUUGAAUGUACAAUUUCAAGGCGAUCAAGUUCAUCGAGUGAAUUUGAUUCAUUUUACAGCAUGGCCUGAUUUUGGAGUUCCAGAUUUGACCUCUUUUCAACAUGUGGUACAACAUGUAAAUAACGUGAACAGCCCGAAAGGGUCACCAAUUUUUGUGCACUGCUCGGCAGGUAUUGGAAGAACAGGCACUUUUUGUCUCGUUGAUUCAAUUUUGAAAGAUUUCUACAAGACCUAUGCUUUGAAUCCAACACAAAUUAUGGAAAGAGCCAUGUCUUUAAAAAAACAAAGAUAUGGUAUGAUUCAAACUGCAGAGCAAUAUGACUUUGCAUACCGUUCGAUUGCUACCAUUAUUGGUAGUCUUGCUCAACAAUAA